CGACGCACCGCACCGGGCAGGGUCAACAUGCGCUUCGGCCGCUGCGGCCGCGUCGUGUUCUUCAGCGUCGGCGCCCGCGUCCUGGGCCUGGGUCUGGGGGGCAUCAGCGGCAACGGCGGUCUGGGUCUGGGCCUGGGGGACAACAGCGGGCAACCUGGGCCUGGGGGACAACGGCGGCCUGGGGGACAACGGCGGCAACCUGGGUCUGGGGGACAACAGCGGCAACGGCGCCCGCGUCCUGGGUCUGGGCCUGGGGGACAACGGCGGCAACGGCGGCCUGGGGGACAACGGCGGCAACGGCGGCCUGGGCCUGGGCCUGGGCGACAGCAACAGCAGCAGCGGGGAACCUUUUGUUUACAACUGUACAACUGAAGAAGGGGAAGCUGAUGCUGAGGGCAGUGAUGAUGUUGUAGCCUUUGUAUUUUCUCCCUCGGGCACCUACCUUGCCGUGACUGCAGACAACAAGCAGCUGAUCCUGUUUCGGACCAGUCCCUGGGAGUGCAUUAGUGUGCGGCAUGCUGUUCGACGAUCUACCUCGCUUGCAAUUACAGAGGCAGAGGAUCAAAUCUUACUUGCUGACAAAUCUGGGGAUGUUUACAGCUUCUCCAUCGUAGAUCCACAGAAACCAGGGCAACUGCAGCUCGGGCACCUCUCCAUGUUGUUAGCAGUGGCAGUGAGUCUUAAAGAUCGAUUUGUGAUUACUGCCGACCGCGAUGAGAAGAUUCGAGUCAGUUCACUGGAGCAGCCGUACAUCAUUGAGGCCUUUUGUCUGGGACAUAGCGAGUUUGUCAGUGAACUGUGCAUUCCAUCAAAUCAUCCUCAGCUGCUCUUGUCUGGCUCUGGGGAUGGCACCGUCAGGCUCUGGCAAUACCUUUGUGGGACCGAGCUGGACUGCUUUAAGAUGAGUGAUGUACAAGCUUCUGGAUGUCAGAAGGCCAGGUGUACCGUGACACGGAUUGUCCACUGCAAGCAGGGCGAUUAUUUAGCUGUCCUUUGUGAUGGUUUCUCCUCAGUGUACAUCCUCCAACUGGAUGUUGUGGCUCAGAAACUGAAUCAUCGGCAAACAAUCGCAGUGACCCAGCGAGCCUGGGACGUAGCAUUCGAUGAUUCCUCAGGUCUCUGGAUCUUGGAUGGAGGAAUGGUUGUUCUCUAUCAAGCACAGGAGGGCCAUUGGCAGAAUAUUCUGCAACAUCCGGACAAAUUGAAAAUGGAAGAGGCAAUUCAUGGCCAGAUGGAGGAGUCCCAGGACUCUGUCAUUGGGAACAACUACAGCAGUUUGUACAAAGUGUCUUUGGAUAAUAUGGCCCAGUAUCAGUGGAAGAAAGAGUUACGAAUCCACCGAACACUGAACAAAAGGGCAUUGGAGCCGGUGCAGCUGAGUGGACACAGUAAAAGGACAACGGUGUGAAUGCUGCUGUGAUAUUUCCUGCUACCUGCAGGCCUGCCUCAGAUGUAGUCCUGGCCUCGGCAAUGUUUACAGUCAGGAGCUGGUUGGCGGGUGACAAACUGGCAGAGGUGCUGCAGAGUUUGAAGAGGUGGAGGGUGAACAGAGGAUUCCAAACUAUUCGCAGAGUUACAGAUGUUUAUUCUGUGUAUUUCCCCUCAGUAUCAGCUGGCAACGUUACUCUGGCCAUGGGAAUAAGCAGGCUCUACAAACCUGAGCUGAUCAGAGAUUGUGAGCAGUCUGGGAGCUUCAUCUAUCCAACCAUAUUUUCACCACCCUCAAUACAUUUGGCUAGCAAAAUAUAUUGACCUCAGAUUCUAAAUUAUAUAUAUCUGAGCAAUUAGGAAUCACAUCAACUGUUGUCCUGCUGAGAUCAGUGCUGGGGUAGAAAGUCUGGGUGUGUCGAGGCCUGAUAUUGGGUGAUGUGCUGCUGACUGGGGUGGUUUGUAGCUCCAGUCUUGGCUGGUCUACCAGUAAUGAUGGGUUAUACGUGAGAUUCCAAGCCUGGUGCUUUCUCUGUGGUGUUUGCGUGCAUGAAUUUGGUGUAAUUAAAACCAUCUAGUUACAUCAUCUCAGGAAACUAUUCAAAUUGCAAUAAAGAGUAUUCACCAAUUA
This is a messenger RNA of Amblyraja radiata (thorny skate), 2059 nucleotides long. RefSeq names its product WD repeat domain 4 (gene wdr4). Gene Ontology annotation, cellular component: tRNA methyltransferase complex; nucleus; cytosol. The transcript is spliced from 11 exons. The record is from RefSeq and is a predicted model, not a curated record. Lineage: Eukaryota; Metazoa; Chordata; Chondrichthyes; Rajiformes; Rajidae. Gene Ontology annotation, biological process: RNA (guanine-N7)-methylation; tRNA modification. Gene Ontology annotation, molecular function: protein binding. Bases 656 to 1408 code for a protein of 250 amino acids.